AUGACUAAUGACAGUGACGAGUCUGAACAAGAGGGUAGUAAGGAUUCUGCAGUCAUACAAAAGGAGAAGGAAAAGAUUGUUGAGAUAGAAAGGGAGAUUAGUGAGAUUGAAGGUGACAUAUCUGAGGAAGAGAGUACUGAAGAAGAGGAUGAGCCACAGGGGGUUAUCGUUGAGGCAGAGACAAGCAGUCAGGAAGACAGUUCUGAGGAGGGAUCCGGCCCCGAACAGGCACAGGAUAUAAUAUCAAUUAACGAUACUUCAUCAUCGGAUUCGUCGCUUAAAUUCGACAAGAAUUCAUCCGACACACCCGUGUACCAAGUCGACGUGGAGUUACAUGAGAAGACUAGCAAAGCUUUUGAAACUUCGUUCUCGGUCGGUACGACAUUUGGCGUGAAACUUGAGAAGGAAUUGCACGCUGAUGUUUACGUGGAAAAAGAAGACGCCAUGCCAGGAAGGGCCCAAGCCUCAGGGACUAGAACAACCCAUCCCGCUCGGGUCCCUCAUACAGGAACGCAAUCGUUAGAGAUAGUAGCCGCGGGAAGCCAAACAGACUCGAACACUAGUGAUCCAUUAAACGCGAGGGCGUCCGAUUCCGAAAACUCGUCGGAUUCGGAACCUCAGGGAAUAAAUCUACAUUACUCGGAGGAGAAUGUCGAAGGGAAUAUGACGAGUGAUGAGGAUGAAGUAGAUAUGCGAGAAUCAGGAGCGUAUGGUAAAUUAAAAAAUGCAAUUAUUCCGCUGGGAUUCAAACCUUUACAUCAGGAUGCAGCGUCAGGUGUAGACGAGCCCGAUGCUCCUUCUAACAGCAAGCAAAUAACUGAAACAGAAAUUCAACCUGAGGGUGUACAAACUAUCAUUCCAGUUCAACAUGAGGAAAUUAAAAUAUCAGCGACAGAAACCAAGGUUGAUGCAAAAUCUAACGAAGUGGAACAAAAAGAUGAAAAUAGAGAAACUGUACUUGAAGUUCCCAAGGAAGUACCGGUUGCGCUCGAUGUUGAAGUAAAAGGAGGGGUGGAAAUCGAAAGCAAAGAUCUCUUAAAAUCCGCUGAUUCUGAAAAGAUUGAUAUUGUAAAAAAUACUGAUAUUGAAAGUAAUAAAAAUGCAAAGAUCGGUGACGCUGACAAAAUAGAAACUCGAAAACAUGCUGAAACUGAAAAUAUAGAAGUCUCAAAAACCGAGCCGAAACCAGACGUUAUAAUAACCGAUGAAAAAAUGUCAGAACCGGAUUCAGAACAAGUCAAACCUGCUGCACGAAUUACGAAACGAACAAAAUCUACAUCAUCAAAUCCGUCGAUGAUCAAACACCUAAACGCAAGCGAACACAAUCUACUGCUUCGAACACGCAGAAGAAACAACACCAGAAAAUAA
Molecule: messenger RNA, 1368 nt
Organism: Manduca sexta (tobacco hornworm)
Lineage: Eukaryota; Metazoa; Arthropoda; Insecta; Lepidoptera; Sphingidae
Product: general transcriptional corepressor trfA-like
Exons: 3
Coding region: 1-1368 (455 amino acids)
Source: RefSeq, a predicted model, not a curated record